Molecule: messenger RNA, 1575 nt
Organism: Penicillium cataractarum
Lineage: Eukaryota; Fungi; Ascomycota; Eurotiomycetes; Eurotiales; Aspergillaceae
Product: putative 60S ribosome biogenesis protein Rrp14
Exons: 3
Coding region: 1-1575 (524 amino acids)
Biological process (GO): ribosomal large subunit biogenesis; ribosomal small subunit biogenesis
Cellular component (GO): nucleolus
Molecular function (GO): DNA binding; RNA binding
Source: RefSeq, a predicted model, not a curated record
AUGGAUGAUAUCGAGGACCGACUGCGCAGCCAUGCGCAGGCAUUCGACGGUUUACUGUCUUUGAUCCCCGCCAAAUAUUACUACGGCGACGACAAUACCAGUGAUCAAUGGAAACGGAAAAAGCAGACGAAAGAGCAAGCCCGUGAGGCUAAGCGUGCAAAGUUGGACCCCGAAUCCGCCAAGACCGCCAAAGACGUGAUGGAUGAAAAUGCUCGUAAGCGCAAGCGUGAGGAUGGAUCUCUCGAAAGCGACUCGUCGGACGGUGAAGAACUAGGCUCCGAACUGCCCGGUGAGGGUCUCAACCGGGGAGAAAAGGCCAAGAAGCAAAAGCAGACUGAGAAAUCGGAUGCCGCUUCGAAGGCAAAGUCAGAGGGCGCUGAGGCCCGGAAGAAGCUGAAGGAAGAGAAGAAGGCCCAGAAGAAGGCUGCGCAAAAGGAGAAGAAGAAGGCCAAGGAGAGUGCCAAGAAGGAAAAACUGCAACAGACUGAGAAGCCAUCCUCCACGGCUGCAGAGAAGUCAACAUCGAAGAUCGACAAGGCCGCUGAGGAACCUGCUGCCUCCGACAACGAGGACGGCGACGAUCUCGAGGACGGAGUCGCCGAGGAAGGAUUCUCACUCGAAUUCAACGAGGAGCCCGAGGGCCCCUCUUCCGCCUCAUCCACCCGCAACUCCCCCGAUGCUUCGAAUCCUCAAUCAGGCAGCUCCUCCAUAUCCUCCAUUGUUCCCCCUUCUACCGCCACCGAUGCCAAAUCUACCGAGCCCAAGGCCUUGAAGGCCACGCCAGAAGAACUCAAGCAACGCUUGCAAAAGCGUCUUGAUGAGCUUCGAGCAAAGAGACACGCUGAUGGCUUCAACGGCAAGCCUGCACGCAACCGUCAAGAGCUGAUCGACUCACGGAGACAAAAGGCUGAGCAGCGCAAGGCCCACAAAAAGGAACUGCGUCAAAAGGCCAAGGAGGAAGAGCAGCGCCAAAAGGAUGAGGCCAUGGCUCGUCGAUUCUCCCCUGGUGGUUCUGGAUCUCUGCUUGCCUCUCCUCGCUCCCCCGCCGAGUCUGUCGGAUCCUCCAGCAACAACUUCUCUUUCGGUCAUGUCAUGUUCGCCGAUGGUCAACUCGCCGAUUCCUCUCUCUCCAGCGUCCGUGAUCAGUCCAAGACCCGCGGCCCCAAGGAUAAGGAUGCCGCCGCCCAGCUCAAGGCUGCAGAGGCCAAGAAGGCCCGUCUCGCCGAAAUGGACCCGGAAAAGCGUGCCGAGCUCGAGGAGAAGGAUGCCUGGUUGAACGCCAAGAAACGCGCCCACGGUGAACGAGUUCGUGACGACACCUCUCUAUUGAAGAAGGCCCUCAAGCGCAAGGAGACCGCGAAGAAGAGAUCCGAGCGUGAGUGGAAAGACCGCAUCGACACCGUCUCUCGCAUGAAGGAACAGCGUCAAACCAAGCGUGAAGAGAACCUGCGCAAGCGACGUGACGAGAAGGGCACCAAGGGCAAGGGCAAGAAGCCCUCCGGCGGUGGCAAGAAGAAGGCUCGCCCCGGUUUCGAGGGCAGCUUCAAGGCCAAGGUUGGCGGCAAGAAGAAAUAA